Messenger RNA from Suillus subaureus, 1738 nucleotides. RefSeq lists its product as uncharacterized. Lineage: Eukaryota; Fungi; Basidiomycota; Agaricomycetes; Boletales; Suillaceae. The transcript is spliced from 3 exons. The coding region runs from base 157 to 1614 and encodes 485 amino acids. The record is from RefSeq and is a predicted model, not a curated record.
CUCCAGGCCUGCACGGAGUUAUAUACAUUCUGGGAUAAGUAGCGUGGCAAUAAGCCAUCUCCUUCGAAUCCAACACCUAAAGACCAUUAGCAGUGAUCAACGACUGGCUUCUAUCUGGACUCUGGCCCUCGUGUCCUGAGUUAUUAUCCACGAACCAUGGCUCCUAGGGAUUUCGAAGACGCAAUCGCUCAAUAUGUCUUCGAUGAAACCCCCAUUCACUUGAUCCAUAUUCCAGAUAUGAAACUCAUCGAUCGCGGCGCUGUUUUGCGUCACUUCCUCACUGUUGUACGAGACAUGACAGAAGAAGACAUCCAGGCGCAGUGCGCUGACCUCCAUCUUUCUCGAGAAGAUGUGAUUGCGAAUGUCGUGCGGAAACGUGUGCGAUAUGCAAUUUUCUCCCACAGGUGGCUUGCCGAAGGAGAAGUGACUUAUCAAGAGAUGGCGGGGGGCAUUCAGCCCCACGGUCCUGGAUUCGCAAAGUUGGAAAGUUUUUGCGCAGCUGCGUCGAGAUAUGGGAUGGUUUUUGCUUGGUCAGAUACAUGCUGCAUCGACAAAACAAGUAGCUCUGAGCUCGAUGAAUCGCUCCGAUCCAUGUUCAAGUGGUACCGCAAUUCCUCAAUCUGCAUCGCAUACCUUUCUCAAACCAUCAGAGUCGCUGAUCUGGAGAAGGAUUUAUGGUUCACCAGGGGCUGGACGCUACAAGAGCUUCUAGCCCCAAAGCGAUUAAAGUUCUUUGGAGCUGGAUGGUUGCCGUUGACCAUCCAAGAUAAUGAUAAGGCUGAUUAUCACGUCAUCAAAAUGAUAGAAAGAGUCACAUCUAUCUCCAGGCGCGAGCUUAGCGACUUCAUCCCUGGCUCGCAUGAUGUCGCUAAACGUAUGACUUGGGCGGCGAACAGAAAAACCACGAGAGGAGAGGACAUGGCGUAUUCCUUGAUGGGAAUUUUCCAUGUCGUCCUGCCCAUUGCUUAUGGAGAAGGGUCUGAACGAGCAUUCUUCAGGCUCGUCGAAGCUAUCAUCCAGACGUCGGACGAUCUGCGAAUUUUCAAUUGGGCAGGUCGUCCCGCUAUCACGAACCAUCCUUCUCGAGCUCUUCCCUCCUCGCCAAGAUGCUAUGUCGGGCAGCCGUACUGCCCGCCGAUUCGAAGAGCAUUUUCACUGACAAACAGUGGGCUACGCAUCAAGCUAAUGAUUCUGCCCGCUGAGCUGAGCUGGCCAUCCAACAACCAUGUGACAUCUUCUCGUCAAGCCGGCUUUCACAGCGAAAUUGACGGCGUGCACGUAACAGAUGUCCAAGUAACAGGAAAUUUCCUGUCAUAUGGUGAUUGCGUACAGGAUGCUACCGCCGAUGUUGACAGCAUCGUCUCAGACUAUGCUCUCGGGGUAUGGAACUACCGGGAGACCCCAUCCGGAGAUGCCGAGCUUCCUCGCAAUUGCCUCGCUUUCAUACUGAUGCGAACAGUGGAGCCAGUACCUGUCAUGAGCAUCAAUUUCCACUGGUGCAAGAAUCCGUGGCGUAAACAUCCGACUGCAAACUUCGUCGAGUUCGAAUUCUUGACUGAUCCCUCUCAGGAACGCCUAUCUUUGACACGAUUGGUUGAGUCUGUAUCGCUCUGACUACUGCUACAAAAUUACAGCUUAUGGUUGUUAUAAAAUCCGCUAUCAAUGAACUUUACAUCGUUUGGUCGACAUCUUCGAGUCCACCUGCUGAGCCUAUCUCACUCCGAUUGCCUGUCCACCA